CUUUCAAAAAAAAAGUGUCAAAAAUUAGUAAUUUUACAAAACUCAUCGCUAUACGUUGUAUUUUGCGAAAAAUAUUGUUUAUUUGACUAACUUUUACCGUAUUAACGUUAAAACUACGUUUUUAAGUUAGUGAUUGCUCAUUAAGAUAACGAAACAGAGUGUUGGAGUUAAAUUUAAUAUGGUUUAAUAGUGUAAUCUAUCUUUGUUAUGAGCGAUAUGGUUGGAGCAUAACUUCACGAAGAAUCGCAAUAAACAGUACAAAAUGGAUUUAGUACAAGCAAAUAACAACCGAGACGGUAUGAAUAACGAAGUUUCUUCAACAUCCAGCGAAGACACGCAAGCCCCAGUUAAAAGAUUCACAAAACUAUACAAGAAACACUAUAAAAAUGACUCCGCUUUGUCUGACAAUGAGAUGGAGCCCCGCAGAAACAAUAUGCAGGCCAGAAAUCAUUAUAAAAGCACUGGGAAUUUAAACGAAGGGUACCGUGACUUUAGAACUAUUCAAAACAGUAUUAGUAAUAUCGAUUUAAGUUUACAUGGUGAAGAAAUUAAGAAAUAUGAGUCGCUACAAAUUCCUAUAGUUGGGUAUGAAAUUAUGGAAGAACGGGCCAGAUUCACUAUAUACAAAUUAAAGGUUGAAGAUGACAAUAGUGACCAAUCCUGGUUAGUUUUUCGUCGAUACACAGAUUUUGUAAGACUAUACUCAAGAAUAAAGGCAGAGCAACCAAAUUUGAACUUACCGUUGCCUGGAAAACGGUGGUUCAGAGAUAAUUUUGAACCUGCAUUUUUGGAAGACCGAGUUAGAGGAUUACAGAUUUUUGUCAACGCUAUACUGAGUAAGUUGCCUAACCAUCCAGUAGUUAGGGAGUUUUUCUGUCUUGACGAGCCUCCGCAAGUGUUUUCUUAUCAACCUGAGGUCCAAGCGGUUUAUGGGGCCUUAGAAGAUUCUAUAACAACCUUGAAAAUGCAGUUGAAACAAAAGGAUGCAACUAUUAUGCAUUUGCAGAAAAGGUUGGCUCAAUUUGAAGCUCAGGUCAAAAAUUGUGGCAGUUGCAGUACAAAUCUUUCUAUAUAGUAGUUUUUACAGGUUUUGAUAAAUAUAGAUGAGGCAGUUUUUGUGUGCCUUGGUGUUUUACAAUGUGUAAUAUAAUAAACGAGUCUAUAUUACAUUUGGGUCGGCACUUUACUGAAGUUAUAUAAAAUAAACGGGUAUGAUUUAAGCUGUCAUCAAUUUAAUUCAUUUUGUGUUUCUUAAAUAAUAGGGUUUGCCCUCAAAAUAGUAGAUUUGUCACCAAAAUGUAUCACCAAACAAUAUAAAAUCAAUUCCACAAUAAAUUACCGAAAAUCAUGGAGAUAUGGGGUCAAGUACCAAAUAAAUGGUUUUGUAUGUAUUAUAAUAGGUUUGUCCUAAUAGUAUUUAGGCAAACUAAUUUAAAAAGAUCACCAAUAAAUCAUAUAUUAUAUCACUAGAAAAUUUCAUGAAUUGUAAUAAAAUGUAGGGUGGUCGUCAUCAUCCUUUCAACCAAAAGAGUCUACUUCACUGGCCAUGUGCCUCCCCCAAGGGUCUUAAUUUCCACAGGUAGGUAGUAUAAAUAUAUUUAAAUUAAAUUUCUAGCUGAAUAGUAAUUAUAACACUUAAUUAAAGUCAAAAUAAGCAUCGUAUGAUCGUACCUACAACCAACCUACAACCCAUUCGUUGAGGCCCGAAAGCGCGCCAAUUUGUCCCCCUUCCGUUCCUCUUCCCUUUGAACAUAUUUUCAUUAAAAAUAAACUGAUGUAUUAAAUUGGUAACGAAUACAUUAUUUUAAUAAUUAGACAUAAUAAAAUGUAACUACUGUAUUGGUGACAAAAUAACAAAUAAAAAGCAGUCGCAGUCAGGGAUCGAUUAAUCGAUUUAUUUGGUGACAGAUCUACCAUUUUGAGCACUAAGCUAUUAUUUAAGUAAUAAAACUAUUAUUAUAAGAACGAAGUUUAUAUUCAUGUAAUGCACUACAAUUUUAUUGGUGAUCCAUCUCAUAUUUUAUAUAUUAUAUUGACAAUAAUUUGGUAAUUCAUACAUGAGAACACUCUUUGUUUAUCUGAGAACGAAAAUAUUUCGUGGCGAUAAAUCUAUUUAUUAGGUGAUACAACUUGAUGACAAAAAUAAAUUUUGGUGACAAAAAAUAUAGUUCCCAAAAUAAACUACUGCUUAAAAUAAUUAUUUCGUUGAUUAGUUAAUUAUUACUUAUUGAAUUUUGACCGCAUUUUAAGCCUUUAGUUUACUGCCUACUCAAAUAGAGUACCUAUACAUACAUAAGUUUUUUGUUAAUUCGGUAUUUUCUAGAAAAAAACAUUUAAAAUACCUGAAUUAAUACAGUAGAAACCAACGAAAAUGCCUCAAUCUGUAUACAAUUUUAUCGUUAUGCUCGGUAACUGGGUUGAGGAGGUCAGAUAGGCAGUCGCUCCUUGUGGCACACUGGUACUCAGCUAUAUCCGGUUAUACUGGAAGCCGACCCCAACAUAGUUGGGAAAAGGCUCGGGUAUGGUAGUAUGUUUGAUUCUUCUAUUAUAUUACAUGUUUGUAACUUUAUGGAAUUCAUAUAUUUUGUACAAAUUUUAUUGAUUAGUGGUACUCAUGUAAGCUCACUGUUAUAUUGUCGUUAUUAUACAUAAUAUUAUAGUUAACAUAUUAUGAUUAAUUUGAGUAGGCACUCAAGGUAAGCAAUCUUGAAUUCUUGAUACGAUUUCUAUAAAAAAAUAUUUUGAAAAUAAAUCCUAACUAAUAUUAUAAAUGUGAAAGUAACUCUGUCUGUCACGCUUUCACGUCUAAACCACUGAACUGAUUGUAAUAAAAUUUGGUACAGAGAUAGAGUUGACCUUGAGAAAGAACAUACGAUAAUUUUUAUCCCGGACUUUUGAAGAAUUCUCUUGGAAACGCGAUAUAACCGAACUCUACGCGGGCGGAAGCUAGUUUAAAAUAUGUUUAAAAAUACACUAAUAAAAAUGACUUGAUAAGCCAUUAAGCAGUAGUUUAUUUGUUUAAUAAUGUAUUUGUGUAAAAAGUCAAAUCAAAAUUGUUUACCUUUAAGUGCGUACUCAAAUGGAUUGUAGAUCAUUUAAUUUAUGAAAUAAACAGUUCAAAAAGCAGCUAGAUUUAGAAUGUGCUGUCUAUAUAUUUUUUAGUCUGUUAUUGAAAAUUCACGUGUGGCCUAAAUAUUUUUUGAAUGAAAUUGAAAUAUUAACCAAAAAUGAAUUUUUUUUUUGAGUUUAUAAUAUUAUUGUUGGUACUGUCAAAAGUUACAGAUUUUUUCAUAUAUUUAGGUGCUUAGUUCGUCACAUAUAAAAAAUUAUAUUGCAUUUAAACAAAUAAGGUACAAAGAUUUUGUUUUAUGUUAAUUUAAAUUACACAAUGUAUGCUUAUUAAGAAUAAAGUAUAAAAUUAUAAGUUUGAAUUAGGCAAUAAGCAGUAUAUAAACUGUUACGUCCAUUUAGUUAAUAAGUUAUACCAUUUAACUAUAAUGAUAAACAGGGGCCCGAUUCUCCUAAGUUAAUAAUGUCAAAAUUGAAUCGCAAUAGCAGUUUUAACCAUAUCGGGCAUUCUGCUACUAAUAUAAGACCAAUCGUAUUCCAAUGACAUUUGAUUGGUCUGCCAUUUUGGUCUAUACGGUAGUUUGCUCUACAAUCGUAUUGCAAUUGUAAAUAAUUUACAGACAAUAUGAUUCAUUAUUGAAUCACAGAAAAGGAUAAAAUCGUUUAUUUAAAAGAAAAAAUAUCGGAAUGCCACAUACGCUUCAAUCGUAAUUGAGUUGUGAUUGGAUCUCAGUCAGAUGUGAAUCGUAUGUCGCUUAAGUAAAAUUAGUAGAAUCGAGCCCCAGUCGAGUAUUUGACGCCCAUUGGUCAAAUCUCCAAUUUGACAGCUGAAAAUGGAUUGGUUAUCAUUAUAAUUUUAAGAUGGCGGGUGAGCCAAGUACAUAUAGGUACGGCUCUUUCGAGAAAUAAAAUAUAUAUAUCCAAAAAAAUAUUGUGAGAAAGAAAAAGGUUUUACAUAUUUACAAACGAGCAUUUCAAAAUGUUAACAGGUCAUUAUUUUCUGUGAUAAAUAAAGUAUAAAACAUUGAUUUUUAUAGUAAUAGUUACUACUAGUACUAGACUAGUAGUAGACUGGAAGCCGACCCCAACAUAGUUUGGGAAAAAGGCUCGGAGGAGGAUGGAUGAGUUACUACUAGUAAGUUAGAUAUAAAAGCACGUUAAACUGUAGGUCCCGGCUGUCAUUUUAACAUCUUUGGCAGUCGUUACGGGUAGUCAGAAGGCAGUAAGUCUGACAGCCAGUCUUACCAAGGAGUAUUGGGUUGCCCGGGUAACUGGAUUGAGGAGGUCAGAUAGGGCAGUCGCUCCUUGUAAAACACUAGUACUCAGCUGCAUCCGGUUAGAUUGGAAGCCGACCCCGACGUAGUUGGGAAAAGGCUAGGCAGAUGAUAAUGAGCAAUAAUAGUGCCUUAGUUAUUUCGAUCGAAAGUGGACCAUAUUGCUUAGAACAUAGUGUUUAAUAUUGGGAACCGUGGCUUUUUUAAUUGAAAGACCUCUAUUAAUGGCUGCGGGAUUGUUCGCGCGAGUUACCGCGGCGCUGGUACAUAAAAGGCUUAAGAAGGAACAUGGUGGGGUUAAGUCAGUAAUGGCCUUACUACAAAAACUUUAAACCCUGUUUUACACUUGUCUAAUAAAAUUUUGGUUGCAAAAUGAACCAUAUGUCAACGUCAUAAUUUGACAUUUUUUUAGACAAGGCAUAAACUGACGUUUAAAAGUUUUUGUGGUAAGACGGUUUGAGUCUGACACUCCCUCACGCUGCACCCACAGCGGGAGGGGUCAUGUAAAAUAUAUCCCGUCCAUGCAAAAUAUUGAAUUGAUUUUCAGGAAUAAUAUACAGAUUCAUUUUUAUCUAUGUGCGAGAGGUAGUUGCUUCGAAAAGCGGGCCGAAGCUAGUAUUAGUAUUUCGUUCAAAUUUAAAACCACGGUUCAUAUAAUUUGCUAUUAUAAUGUUGUAAAUAGUUGGUAUUAAUAUAAUUAUUUGAUAUAAUAAACAAAUAUUGUUCAAUUUUAAUAACAUUAGAAGCAACCGGUUUGCAUGUUAUUAGCUAAGGUAAUGAAAUAUGUCAUUAUUAUUGUUUAAAUUUUCAAUAAAUUUAUACAUUAU
This is a messenger RNA of Helicoverpa armigera (cotton bollworm), 5170 nucleotides long. RefSeq names its product sorting nexin-16 (gene Snx16). The record is from RefSeq and is a predicted model, not a curated record. The transcript has 2 exons. The coding region runs from base 263 to 1075 and encodes 270 amino acids. Gene Ontology annotation, cellular component: extrinsic component of endosome membrane; late endosome; early endosome. Gene Ontology annotation, biological process: endosome to lysosome transport; protein targeting to lysosome; early endosome to late endosome transport. NCBI's taxonomy places the organism in Eukaryota, Metazoa, Arthropoda, Insecta, Lepidoptera, Noctuidae. Gene Ontology annotation, molecular function: phosphatidylinositol binding.